Liolophura sinensis is the source of this 2585-nucleotide messenger RNA. RefSeq names its product homeobox protein TGIF2-like. Gene Ontology annotation, molecular function: DNA binding. Gene Ontology annotation, biological process: regulation of DNA-templated transcription. The record is from RefSeq and is a predicted model, not a curated record. NCBI's taxonomy places the organism in Eukaryota, Metazoa, Mollusca, Polyplacophora, Chitonida, Chitonidae. The transcript is spliced from 2 exons. Bases 107 to 955 code for a protein of 282 amino acids.
CACGCGGUAAAUGCCAGCAGAGUGACGGCGUGCUUUUCAGUGGAUUGUACCGCACAUCGACAUUUUCCUCACAAAUUGUACAAAAUUCUCAGCGAAAUCGCUCACGAUGAUGUACGAAAGUCCUGUGAAUACAUUCUCCGUCAUGCCGCACGACAGAGUUCAAGCUGCUCCAAAUAUUUGGUACUCGGACUUUGACAAUCGAGGGGCGAGAAAAGUGGAUCUCGAUAUGAAAGAGGAGCUGAUGGAUUCCAGCGACCCUAAAAAAAGACGAGGAAAUCUGCCGAAAGAGUCUGUGAGAAUUCUGAAAACUUGGCUGUAUGAUCAUCGCUACAAUGCCUACCCAACAGACCAAGAAAAAGUUGAUCUGGCCAAAGCAGCGAACCUGACCGUGUUGCAAGUUUGUAACUGGUUUAUCAACGCCCGGAGACGAAUUCUGCCGGAAAUGAUAAAAAGAGAUGGCCAGGAUCCACUGCAGUACACGAUUACGAGAAAACACAAACACGCCGGAGAGAAGACGAGCGACGAGUUGCAGUCGAGGAAAAAACUGUGUCGAGAAGACGAAAAUGACUUUGACAGGCGAUGGGACCGACAACAUAGUGUGGACUCUGAAAACGACAGUUUGCCAAGUCGCACUCCGCCUUACAGCUGCUACAUGGAGACGGACGGGUACCUGUCGGGCAGCGAGGCCUCGUCUGAUGACUACAGCGAGUCAGACUCGGGCUCUGACGGCGGCAGUAGGUCCCUCCACAUGCCCGCAGACAGACAAAGGCAAGACAACUCACUACCCUACGCUCACUGCUCGCCCAGAUCUUUACACACACCUCCCCCAUCCCCACCUCCAAGAAAACAAGAGGACUUGUUUCGUUGUUUCUACAUGCUUGUGGAUGUAGCCAUCAGUCAACUUGAAAAGCAGAAACAGGCGGAAAGAGAGGAAAACACAAAGUCAGUGUUAUAAUCCUUAACAUUUCAUCUACACAUGUGUGCCUUGCGUUGUGGAAAAGCAGUAACUACACGGAUUUUUUGCUGUUAGUUUCAACUUUUCAUGGUUUUUUGGUGAAAUUUAUCAUGUUGGAUUUUACCCGCGGUUGUAAAUACUGACACAUUGUCCGACAUAGAACUUGUGAGAAAUCGUCGACUGUUACACGUACAUUAUUCGGCAACUGUCAAAACCCUUGUAAAAAUCUGGCAGCAUUAUGAACAGUUUUAUCGAGGGCGUCAAUAUUUGCUUCAUGAAAAGCAGGAGAAAGUAAUAGUACACGCAGUUCUGUUAUUCGAGGUAAGGUGACUUUUGCUUGAAAAAAAAAGUGAAAAAAUUCAUCCCGCUUGGAAGGCCGGCCAGCUCGGGCUCUUUGUUUGGCCAGCAUUUGACUCGGGGCUUUGUCAGCGGCCCACGUGGCCGAGCCUCGUUCUCACUGGAGGCGGCCAUGUUUGACAGCGUGGGGAAGAGUUCACGCGGCCGUCCGAUCUGCAGCACGCAUUUAUUUUGAACUGUCAUUCUACAUCAGUGUAUUCUACCAUCAUUUGUUAUUUACAUUAGCGUGAUUAAUCCAACCAAGGUGCCGCGAAGUUGCAGUUUUGUUAUUUUGUAAUGGUCACAUUGUUUAUGAGAUACAUAGUUCGUGUUUUAUUACAUUUGAUAUGUUUUUCAGCACAUUAAAACUUAGUGCUCUUAACCUCCUUUUUGUGAUGAACAUUAUGCAUUGUCACUGCCAAAUCUCACUUUUAGUUUCACCUUUUGAGUCAUUUCAUCUUGGGUUAUAUUGCAAACUCGAUUAGGGAAGUUGAUUCUGAGCACAACGCUUGUCAUAAAUUCAAUUCUCCUGUGUUUUCAGUUGAUGUUCAUUUAAAUUGUUUUUCAUCAGCUGUUUUCUAGUUUGUGAAGGUCAUAAAUAUACUUUACUGGUGCUAUGUUUUUGUUAAACCAGGAGGGUAGGGUUGAAAGUUGAUUGUUAAAGAGGGAUACAACUGUGAAAUAAACAGAAGAUUUCAUGCUAGUAACUUGUAAGGGGAGAAGAAAGGCCCCUCUCCUGAUUACCUGCUUAGACCACCACUAAUAAUUCAGGAAGGUGGGCAGGGGUAUAACGGCUGUUCAGCUUAUAAAAUAAGCUUACAGCUUCUUAGUGUACAAAACGGGUUGGCAAUAUUUGACUUUUGCAUGGCUUUAUAUCUAUUUAUGAAAUUAAAGCAAAUUUUUGUACUUAAUUAGCAAAUUAGUCAAUACCGUGUAAACCUGUAAGUUGUUUUGAAUGAUCUAUAAAACGUCUGAUUUAGGUGUUUGGUUAAUUCAUUUGAUCAGUAAUUUUGAUUUCACCAAUUUCUGCUUUUGCAUAGAUGUAUCCACCUGUACAUUAUCCAAAUGUUUGUAUAAAGGGAUCUUACCGUACACAAUGAAAUCGUUAUCCCAACAUAAACUUAAGGGUUUGCUUCCCAGUUGUAUAUUUUGUAGUUUGAAUAUAUUUUGUAUUUAUGUGGUCUUUCAGAAUGUGUUUUUGGGGAUGCAGUAUUGAUUUGAAUGGUUGAUUUCAGACAUAACCAUGUAUAUAAAUAUGCUAUGCAAACCAGAAUAUAUAAGAAACUUGAUUAUC